CAGCCUCCUGGAUUCUGGUCACCACAGCGUGCCCUCCUCACUCAGGUAUUCACCCCACUCCUGGCAGAGGCAGACACACCUGAAAUGAAGGAACAUCCAGCCAGAGUCGUUCAAGUCAUGGCUGGCGAUUCUAGGAAUGCCAUGAACCAGGAUAUGGAGAUUGGGGUCACUCCCAGGGACCCUAAGAAGAUUCCCAAACAGGCCCGAGAUUACAUCCCCAUUGCCACCGACCGCACGCGCCUUCUGUCGGAGGGUAAGAAGCCGCGGCAGCGCUACAUGGAGAAGAGUGGCAAGUGCAACGUCCAUCACGGCAACGUCCAGGAGACCUACCGCUACCUGAGCGACCUCUUCACCACCCUGGUGGACCUCAAGUGGCGCUUCAACCUGCUUGUCUUCACCAUGGUCUACACCAUCACCUGGCUGUUCUUCGGGUUCAUCUGGUGGCUCAUUGCUUACAUCCGGGGUGACCUGGACCACGUCGGGGACCGGGAAUGGAUCCCGUGCGUGGAGAACCUCAGCGGCUUCGUGUCCGCCUUCCUAUUCUCCAUCGAGACGGAGACCACCAUCGGCUACGGCUUUCGGGUGAUCACGGAGAAGUGUCCGGAGGGCAUCGUCCUCCUGCUGGUCCAGGCCAUCCUCGGCUCCAUUGUCAAUGCCUUCAUGGUGGGGUGCAUGUUCGUCAAGAUCAGCCAGCCCAAGAAGAGAGCUGAGACCCUCAUGUUCUCCAACAACGCCGUCAUCUCACUGCGAGACGAGAAGCUCUGUCUCAUGUUCCGGGUGGGCGACCUCCGCAACUCGCACAUCGUGGAGGCCUCCAUCCGCGCCAAGCUCAUCAAGUCCCGGCAGACCAAGGAGGGCGAAUUCAUCCCCCUGAACCAGACUGACAUCAACGUGGGCUUCGACACGGGGGACGACCGCCUCUUCCUGGUUUCCCCACUCAUUAUCUGUCACGAAAUCAACGAGAAGAGCCCUUUCUGGGAGAUGUCACGGGCCCAGCUGACCCAGGAGGAGUUUGAGGUCGUGGUCAUCCUGGAAGGGAUGGUGGAGGCCACAGGCAUGACUUGCCAAGCACGGAGCUCCUACAUGGAUACCGAGGUGCUCUGGGGCCACCGGUUCACACCAGUCCUCACCUUGGAAAAGGGCUUCUAUGAGGUGGACUACAACACCUUCCACGACACCUAUGAAACCAACACUCCCAGCUGCUGUGCCAAGGAGCUGGCGGAAAUGAAGCGGGAAGGCCGGCUCCUGCAGUACCUCCCCAGCCCCCCACUGCCGGGGGGCUGCGUUGGAGCAGAGCUGGGUGCAGAGGCGGAGCGGGAGGGAGAGGAAGAGCCUGAGGGUCUGAGUGGGUCCCAGGAGACCAAGGCCUCUGCGUGAGGACGGCACUCUCCCCGUGACCUCCCCUCAUCCCCCCUGUGCUCCUUUCUCAUGAGCACGGAGGCUGCAGGGCUGGGGUUGAAGGGCUGAGUGGGCCGGGUUGGGUGAAUGUGCUGAGUGUGCUGUUUUGGGGGUGGGGGUGGCCAGGAGCCUUUUAAGGC
Odocoileus virginianus texanus is the source of this 1538-nucleotide messenger RNA. NCBI's taxonomy places the organism in Eukaryota, Metazoa, Chordata, Mammalia, Artiodactyla, Cervidae. The record is from RefSeq and is a predicted model, not a curated record.